ACUGAUUUUUUGACCUAAUUUUUAUCCUCAAAAAUGACGAUCUCCGCUUUUUCAAAAAAGAAAAGGAGAACCUCCUCUACGUCGCCGAUGAAAGACGAAGAGGCAAGAAACUGGGCGGAUCUUCCGUCGGAGUUGACGUAUUUGAUCCUGAUCCGUCUUAGCGGGAUUGAUAUACUGGACAACGCUCAGAAGGUGUGCAGGCAGUGGCGACGCAUAUGUAAAGACCCUUCGAUGUGGCAGAAAAUCGACAUGAGAAGCCGGAUCAGAAACGAGAGAAUGCUCGACCGCUUAGCCAGCAUGUGCCGUCACGCCGUUGAUCGCAGCCAGGGUAGUUUGGUCGAAAUCCACGUUGGGAACUUCGUCAACAAUGAUCUCCUCGACUACAUCGCAGAUAGGUUACGUAUCUCCUCUCUAUCCCUUAAUUACCACUCAUCAAGGAAUCUGAGAAUUCUUGGACUUGGAAUGUGCUUUCCAAGGGCGACGAACCCAGGACUUGUGGACACAAUUGCAAAACUUCCAUUGCUUGAAACCCUCGAGGUCUCACACUCAUGUUUAAUUCUGGAUUUCAAAGCUAUAGGUCAGGCUUGCCCACAACUAAAGACAUUCAAGUUAAACUCCUCAGGGCGUUUCUGGAGCUCUCGCAACUUUCGCAACUCUCGCAAUGAUGAUUAUUAUGCCCUAGAAAUCGCUGAAAGCAUGCCAGAACUACGCCACCUCUACCUUUAUGGGAACAAACUAAGUGACAUAGGCUUGAACGCCAUUCUUAACGGUUGUCCUCACCUGGAACACCUCGAGUUACAUAAGUGUUUCGAGCUUAAACUUGUCGGAGAUCUGGAGAAGCGAUCCGUUUUCAUUUGUUUCUCCUUGGCCACCGUCUUCUUGUCUUUACCUCCGGCGAUGGAGGACGGAGAUUAUAGAAACUGGGCUGAGCUUCCAGCAGAACUGACGUCAUCGGUUCUUCUCCGGCUUGGCGUGGUUGAGAUACUCGAAAAUGCUCAGAAAGUGUGCAGAUCGUGGCGUCGCGUCUGUAAAGACCCUUCGAUGUGGCGGAAGAUUGUCAUAGACAACAGCGGAAAUAGGGAUAUCUUCAAGUACGACCUCGAGUCCAUGUGCCGUCACGCCGUUGAUCGUAGCCAGGGCGGUUUGCUUGAGAUCGAUAUUGAGUACUUUGGUACUGAUAAACUCCUCGAUUACAUCGCCGAUAGUUCAAGUAAUCUGAGAAGCCUUAGACUUGUAAGAUGCCAUCAAAUAACAGAUAAGGGAGUUGCCGAAGCAGUUGUAAAACUUCCAUUGCUUGAAGACCUCGAGGUUUCAUACUGCUCAUUUUCAGGAGAGUGUCUGAGUGUUGUAGGCCAGUCUUGUCCACAUCUGAAGACAUUGAAGCUAAACCGCCGACCUCGCGUCGAGUUUGUAAUAAAUAUGCGUGAUCAUAAUGCCAUAGCAAUUGCAGAAAGCAUGCCUGAGUUACGCCACCUUCAGCUUUUAGGGAACGCACUAACUAACACUGGCUUGAAAGCCAUUCUUGACAGUUGUACUCACCUGGACCAUCUUGAUUUACGCCAGUGUUACAAUAUUAACCUUGUCGAAGAUUUCAUGAACCAAUGUGUUGAAAGGAUCAAAUAUUUGAGAUGCCCCAAUGACUCAAUCGCUGCUUGCUCAACCGAAACCAGCUUUCUUGAUAUCGAUUCAGAUGAUGGCUUUCCCUAUAUGUAUCAGGGACUAUCGUUGGGAGUAGAUAUUGAUUUUUUUCUUAACAAUGCAGAGACAGGUUGUCUUUGCCGUGCUUGUCAAGUUCAGUGGCAAGUGGUUGUGACUUAUGAACUCGUCCAAACUGCUUCCUCCUCUUGGUCGUCGACGUCUACUUCCGUUUCUUCGCUGGUGAAAGAUGAAGAGGUGAGAAAUUGGGCAGAACUUCCACCGGAACUGACAUCGUCGAUCCUUGGCCGGCUUGGCACGAUUGAUAUACUGGAAAAUGCUCAAAAAGUGUGCAGAUCGUGGCGUCGCGUUUGUAAAGACCCCUCGAUGUGGCGGAAGAUUGAUAUGGACAACCUCGGAGACUUGGGAGCCAUGGGGUACGAUCUUGAGAUCAUGUGUCGUCAUGCAGUGGAUCGUAGCCAGGGCGGCUUGGUUGAGAUUGACAUUUGGUACUUUGGUACUGAUGAGCUCCUCAAUUACAUUGCCGACAGGUCGAGUAAUCUGAGAACCCUUAGACUUAUAAUGUGCUAUCCAAUAGCAGACGAGGGAUUUAUCGAAGCAGUUGUGAAGCUUCCAUUGAUUGAAUACCUCGAGCUUUCACACUGCUCCUUGUCAGGAGAGUCUCUGAAAGUUGUAGGCCAGUCUUGUCCAAAUCUGAAGACAUUGAAGCUAAACUCCGAGCCUGACCCUAAAUUUAAUGAUGAUGAGUUUAAUAAUGAAGAUGCUCUAGCUAUCGCUGAAAGCAUGCCCGAACUACGCCACCUCCAGCUUUUUGGGAACAUACUAACCAAUGUGGGCUUGAACGCCAUUCUUGAUGGUUGUCCUCACCUGGAACACCUUGAUCUACGCAAAUGUUCCAACGUUGAUCUUACUGGGGAUCUAGAGAAGCGAUGCGUUGAGAGGAUCAAAGAUUUGAAACGCCCCAAUGACUCAACCGCUGGUCACCCAUAUGGUAGAAUCACAGUUGAUGUCCGCUAUGAUGCCAGCGACUAUUAUUGGUAGUAGAUAUUGAAUCUUUCGGAACAAUGCAGAAAACAUGUUGCUUUUUUGGUCUUGUCAACUUAUGAACUCGUUUAUGACAUUUCUUUUCUGUCUGUCUCAGGUCUCAGCGUCCUUUUGAACUUUAAAAAAUGCUUUGAGUGCGU
This is a messenger RNA of Arabidopsis arenosa, 2840 nucleotides long. The record is from the annotation of a GenBank genome assembly. Lineage: Eukaryota; Viridiplantae; Streptophyta; Magnoliopsida; Brassicales; Brassicaceae.